AUGUUAGAAAAAGAAGAUUUAAUAUGGUUACCUUAAACUGAAUUUAAAGAUAAAAGAGAUCUUAAAUCAUUACCUGCAGAGUGGCAUAGGAAUUAAGAUAUACAAUUAUAAACUUUAAAGAUUUACAGUUCAGUUUAAUUAAAAAUGCAUUCUAAUGCUCCUGUUCUAACUAAGAAUUCUCAAAACCAAUUAGUAAUAUACACAUCUAUGAAUAAAGAUGUUUCAAAGCCUGUUAAUUUAUUUGAUCCAUUAUCUGAAUUAGAAACAUCUGAUAAUCCUGAUUAAAUAGCUUAUAAUUAAGUCCUACCAAAUAUUUCUACAAGUAAAAAUGAUACUUCUUUAUUUGACGAGGAUGAUGAUUCAUCAAUUUAAUUAGUGACUCAAAUAACUGUCGAACCAGAAGAAGCUAUGAUAGUUUUAAUUGACGUUUCUGGAUCAAUGGAGAAAGAAUACUAUAAAAGUGAAUUUUGACUAGAUUAGGUGCAGUUAAGGCAUUUUUUAAUGCUUUUGCAGAUAGAA
This is a messenger RNA of Paramecium sonneborni, 519 nucleotides long. The record is from the annotation of a GenBank genome assembly. Lineage: Eukaryota; Ciliophora; Oligohymenophorea; Peniculida; Parameciidae.